Messenger RNA from Penicillium cosmopolitanum, 1428 nucleotides. RefSeq lists its product as uncharacterized. The record is from RefSeq and is a predicted model, not a curated record. The coding region runs from base 1 to 1428 and encodes 475 amino acids. Gene Ontology annotation, biological process: transmembrane transport. Gene Ontology annotation, molecular function: transmembrane transporter activity. NCBI's taxonomy places the organism in Eukaryota, Fungi, Ascomycota, Eurotiomycetes, Eurotiales, Aspergillaceae. The transcript is spliced from 15 exons.
AUGACUGAGCCAACACCGAUAUCGGUGACAGCCGGGGAUGCGCCAACAACAGGACGUGUUUGGUAUCGGACAACUCUUUACAAUGCGUUCGUUAUUGGAAGCGUGGGCUUCCUGGCUCCAGGACUAUGGAAUGCCAUGAACUCACUGGGCGCAGGAGGAGCUGAAACGCCCUACCUUGUCAAUGCAGCAAAUGCUCUUGUAUUCGGGUUGAUGGGUUUUCUAUGUUUGUUUGGUGGCCCCAUCGCCAACCGCAUUGGAAUGAACUGGACUCUAUUGCUAGGUGUCAUUGGAUAUCCGAUUUACUCUGCGGCUUUAUAUACAAACAACCGUUAUGGAAAUGAAUGGUUUGUACUCGUUGGAGCCGUUGCGUGUGGUCUUUCGGCCGGUCUUUUCUGGGCCUCCGAAGGCGCUGUGGCACUUGGCUAUCCCGAGCCUGCGAAGAGAGGCCAGUAUAUGAAUAUCUGGCUUUGGUUCCGAACCGGUGGCCCAUUGCUUGGAAGCGCUAUUGUUCUUGGACUAAACCACUCUGCUGCAGCAAAGAGCAAAGGAAAGGUUGGCUCAGAAACCUAUUUAAUUUUCGUCGCCUUGCAAUGCCUUGCAGCUCCAAUUGCCAUUUUCCUCACUCGACCGGAAAAGGUGCAACGUGGUGACGGAAGUAAGGUCAAGAUUGUACUUCAAGACUCAUGGGCUGCUGAGAUGAAAGAACUUUGGAGACUUUCCUGCCGCAAAGAUGUUCUACUGCUUCUUCCUGUUUUCUGGGCAUCAUACUUCAAUCAAUACGAAGGAAACUUUGAGGUCUAUUAUUUCGGGGUUCGGGCUCGCGCUUUGAUUGGCCUUGUUUCAUACAUCGGAACGCUUCUCUCAUCGUGGCUCAUUAGCAGAUUCCUGGAUUACAAGAACCUGCCAGUGAAGAGCCGAAUCAUGUACAGUUUCUAUUACGUUGUUAUCGUUCAUGUCAUCGCCUGGGUCUACGGGUGGGUUGUUCAAGAGAUGUACACAGCCAAACCCCCAUCCUUGGAUUGGGCCGACAAGGGCUUCAGCCGAGGUUUAUUUGUGGUCAUUCUUUGGGAAUUCUCCCGACAGGCUUUGCAAAACUGGAUGUAUUAUAUGAUCGCGACAAAGACCGAUAACAUUUCGGAGCUAUCCCGCCUAUCUGGAAUCUUGCGUGGACAGGAAAGUUUCUCGCAGGCCGUCUCGUAUGGUUUGAACACUAAAGAGUGGUUUGGCGGAAGAGUGCCUCUUGCAGUGAACACUAUUCUUCUCGGCCUUGCUGUGUUUCCUACUUGGUUGGCUAUCAAGGACCACGAGCCCAUCGAACACGCAAGCAACGAUGAGUCUCAGACAAAAGGACGGGACGAGGAGGAGACUUCGGUCAAGAGUGGCGAAAAGGUCGACUUUGUUGUCAAACAAGCCUCCGUGGCUGAAUAA